UCCAAGUCUCAUUGACUAUGGUCUCCAUUAUCCUUUCAACAGGUGGCGCCAAGUUCUUUGUCUGUUAAGUUUUAGCUGCAAUGGAAAGCUCACCGGGUGCCAAGCGUCGGAAAUGUUACUUGGCAGAGAGUGAGCCUUUUGUGAUGCCUAGAUCAACGCAAUAUUUUCACAGUACAAGGGAUGCUCAGGACCCUGGAGACCCCCCUCAUGACGUGCUCACCCCGUUAACUCGAGUUCCCCAAGCACUAAAAUCCGCUGGGAAUAAUUCUGAUGACGAGGACUGCCAUUCCGAAGAAUCCGAAUUGAGCACAGAUAACGAACGCGAGCGUUCGGAAUCGUUAAAUGCUAGCGACGAGAACUACGAUGUUCAAGACGACGUCGUGAACUCUGGUGAGGACUAUGGAGAUGAUGAUGACGAGAUGAAUGGAAAUGACCCUGUACCACAGCCCUUGCUCGAACACCUUCUGUCGUCCUGUUUCAAUCAGUUCGGGACGGAGACACUUCCCCAUUCUAUGACGACAAAAGCCGGCGCCAUCGCCAUGAUAAUGGCCCACGUCGUAUCGCAGGGCAUGACGUGGUCGGGCCUCGAUUCUUUGCUCGUGCUCAUCAAUGCCCUGUUUGGAAGGCAAGUCGUGCCGCAAAGCAAAUAUGCUUUCCGCAAGCUUUGGUCAGCAACGACGAAAAACUUGGUUCGCCACUACUACCUUUGUGAGGGCUGUGGAGCAGUUCUGGAAGACGCAGAGACUGCAGCCAGCUGCUCAGUGUGCCAGCAAGGGAUAGAUCUGAAGGUGCUAAAGAGAAUGGAUCCUACUUCGUAAUGCUUGACAUGACGAAGCAACCGUCCUUCGUUAUUGAGAAGACCAAGGAGCUUCUUCACAACAACCUCCUGAAGCUUGCCAUGGAACGUAGUACCUCAUCAAGCGGAAGUGGUGUCACUGACAUAACAACAGGUGAAGCCUAUGAUGCUCUGCGCAGAAAGACUGGGAUGGGGGACAGUGAUCUUUCUUUGACUUUUAACACAGACGGCAGUCCUCUCUUCGUGUCAUCCAAAACGUCUGUUUGGCCUAUUCAAUUCACUGUGAAUGAGCUCCCUCCAAGCAUCCGCUUCAAGCACACCACACUAGCCGGACUUUGGUUCGGAAAAGGCCAUCCAAACAUGACUGCCUUCCUCGCAAAGUUUGUUGAUCAAGUCAAAAGCAUGACGCCCGUGAUGUGGGAGCAUAGCUCUGAGAUGCACAGGUCCAGAGCUUAUGUGCUCUGCUGCUGUGUCGACGCACCUGCGAGGGCAGCAGUUCAGAACAUGGUACUUUUCAACGGCUCGUUUGGAUGUCCCUGGUGCCUCAUAAGUGGGGAACACCUGGAAGGAAGCAUGCGCUACGUGCCCAAGGAACCACCGGCUCCAAGAACAUCUGAGCUUGUGGUCCGAGAUAUGCAGCUUUCCUUGAGAUUGGGGAUCACCAUAAAUGGAAUCAAGGGUCCUUCUCCGCUAAUGAAUCUACCAGGAUUUGAUCUUGUGGCCGCAGUGAGCGUCGAGUAUAUGCACGCCGUUCUUCAAGGAGCAGCAAAGCAGUUUACAGAACUGCUGCUUUCUUCAUCCAACUCUCAAAAACGGUUCUACAUAGGAGCACCAUCCUGCGUGGCACGGGUCAACAGCCGCCUCCUCCAGAUCAAGCCACCACACUGUGUGUCAAGGCUGCCUCGUUCACUCAACGAGCGCAGUUUCUGGAAAGCGUCAGAGUGGAGACUCUGGCUUCUGGUUUACGCUCUUUCUUGCCUCGUGGACAUUCUGCCUCUGGAGUAUUGGAAACAUCUCUCCAAGCUCUCGCAAGCAAUACACAUCUUGCUACGUGAGACCAUCACAGCCGACGAGAUCAAGCGUGCAGAAAAUCUGCUGAUCGACUUUGUUGGUCGCUGUGAGGCCUUGUAUGGAGUGGCUUCGCUUACGUUCAACAUGCACCAGCUCCUCCACCUGCCAAACUCCGUGCGUCAGUUGGGACCACUUUGGGCGCAAUCCGCAUUUGUUUUCGAGGGAGGAAACGGAAAGUUGGUGAAGCUGGUCUCUGCAGCUAGAGGACUUCCGGAUCAAAUCGUAGAGCGAGUCGUAAUGACGCAGCAGCUUGAAUGCCUUCUGGCAGAUAGCAACGUGGCAAUCAGUGCCAAUGAGCGGAGUGUGUGUGAAAGAUUUCUUGAUUAUUCACACAUCCAGAAUGCCUGCUAUGUUGAUGAAGCAUGCUUGCUAGGACGUGAAAAAGCUGCCAUUCUAACAGCUAUCGAGGAACGUGCGCUAGAGGUCUACGGUGGGACAGGCACAGUUGGCAGCGCUUUGGAAUACCAGCGUUUUGUGUACAAGGGGCAGGUGUUCCAUAGCACCGCAUACACAAGAGCUUCAAAGAGUGACACCACUGUAGUGUCAACUGCUGAUGGGGAGUAUUUCAGAAUUAAGAGAAUUCUCCAUGUUGCUGGUCUCGGGUGCACGCUCCUUUGCAGACGGCUGGUGUUACGGGAGACACCACUCUUUCCUGAGCAUAUAAAGGAAUGUUUUCCUUCGCAGGUAGACAUCUGUAAGGUGCUGAAACCCGAGGACAUUAAGGCCAACUGCCUUUUCAUGGUGUUUCCGGCUGACAGCAAGUGCUUUGUGUGUGACAUGCCGAACAAAAUUGAGAGGGACUAAAGUUCUUUAACAUGUAUACAGGGCUUUUUUUUCCUCAUUCUUUACAGAAUUUAAAAAAGCGUGUGUUGGGUACAUAGAUUCCGUCUUCUCUGUGUACUUCUGGGGCUCGGCAGACAUUAGAUGAGUGGAUAAACGUCACAAUAUUUUGACUAAUUAAUCAAAAUGUGUUGAUUGAUGUUUUAAUUAACAGUUUAAUGGGCCACAUACACUAUCAGUUUUAAAGAGCGCAAUGUCUAUCUGGCAUUUAAGUGAUGCGACAGCUCUCUAUGCUGUAGAUGAGCAAUUUAGCCAGUGCAGUGUAACCGCUAGACUCGGGUCUUUAAUGUGCAUCAUGCAAUAGUAAUACACAAACAUGUGCCAGCACGAUGCUCAUCCAGAUCGAAAUGGGUAGGGGUUGUGGAUAGAACCGAAGAAUAUUACCGCUUGCAUGUGAUCGCACAUACUUCAUUACUUUUCUCUUUCAAACUUAAAAUGCAUUUGGUGGUGCAUGUUUGUGCACUUUUUGGCUUGAGUUUGCUGUGCUGUGCUUGAGCAGACCUCUAAAGAGGGUAAUACCUUCUUUUGGGUAAUGAUGCAGAGUCGUUGCAUUUCAUGCUUUGUCAUUGUUGAACUUCACUUUCAUCAACCAUGUUCUAUUUAUGUCCUUUGCUGCUUGUUUUAGAUGCUAUAUUCUGUCAAAAUGGUUUUAUUGUGUAAAGCAUUGCAUAUUAUCAAAUGUACUAAAGUGGAAAGAAAAAUAAAGCACUGCUGCCUGAUUGCACUAAGGGAUAAAGACCACUACCGGGUGGUCUGUGU
Molecule: messenger RNA, 3466 nt
Organism: Ixodes scapularis (black-legged tick)
Lineage: Eukaryota; Metazoa; Arthropoda; Arachnida; Ixodida; Ixodidae
Exons: 5
Coding region: 818-2671 (617 amino acids)
Source: RefSeq, a predicted model, not a curated record